AUGCAUCUCAAGGUAUUCGCCCCCUUUUUGACAGGCUCUGCCUUGUUCUGCUUCCUCGUGGUGUCGCUGGCUGCUGGUAUCGGGCCUCAACCAGAGCUGUCACUCUCGCUCCUCCAAGCACACCAAGUCCCCCAGCACCCAAUUCAAGUGCGGACGCCGCCAACAUUCAACGAGGCGUCCUCGAAGACGUGGGAUCCUUUGCCGCCAAACUGGUUCUUGGGGAACUGGUUCAUCACCCACUCCAACCAAGAGCUCUACCACAUCUUUCGGAAUUUCAUCUGGACUCUCACGCGGCCUUGUGCGGACGACGCCUGCUACUCGCUCGAGGCCACACACCUCGCCGACUUGGCGUCCUUCCAGCUCGUGAAUGACACGGAGAAACCGAAUGCCACUUACUUCGGGUACUCGCUUGACACGGUCAUCGCUGCUGGCGGCGGUGGUGCCUACCAAAGCGUGCCCACAGCCUCCCUCGCCGCGCAGAACAACACGUACGAAGUCAUCAGCUGGGGCUACGACUCCCAUGGAGCAGGCUUUGUGGUCCUGUAUGAGACGCCUGCCGCGUCAGAGACGGUGGCAUCCUUGGAUAUUUGCAGCCGGACACCCUCGGGCCCGACCAAUGACACUCUCGAUGCCAUCAAGUCCGGCAUUCAAAAGCUGGGUAAUAAAAAGCUGAUUGGUUUGUUGAAAAAUGUGACCAAGACGCCGCAGGACGGAGGCAGGGACAAUGAGCCCUGGCCUUCGUGUAAUGCCACUUGCAGAACCAAUGGUAACAAAAUCCUUUUCUUUCACCGUUUGUCACACAACUCCCAACCUGCUCUCGCUGGCAUAGACCCGUGUGGUCACGUUUCAUUUGCUGAUAUGCUCACCAGCAUAUUCCGUGCCGCUUUGAACAACAGAAUGAAGCCGAGGAGAGGUCGCCCCGGAGCGUGGGAACAUGGAAUCGAGAACUCUGGAAUGCUUGCAUGA
Fonsecaea multimorphosa CBS 102226 is the source of this 966-nucleotide messenger RNA. RefSeq lists its product as uncharacterized. Bases 1 to 966 code for a protein of 321 amino acids. The record is from RefSeq and is a predicted model, not a curated record. The transcript is spliced from 2 exons. NCBI's taxonomy places the organism in Eukaryota, Fungi, Ascomycota, Eurotiomycetes, Chaetothyriales, Herpotrichiellaceae.